Linum trigynum is the source of this 913-nucleotide messenger RNA. Lineage: Eukaryota; Viridiplantae; Streptophyta; Magnoliopsida; Malpighiales; Linaceae. The record is from the annotation of a GenBank genome assembly.
AAUCCACAAAUCAACACUAAUUACUCUAGCUGUAAUUAAUGACGACGACGAGUACUCGUAGCCGUUAUCUUUUUACUCUCUCCCUCAGCCUCCUACUCAGCCUCUCCGCCACCCACGCCGAUGACGGCGGCGUCACCUACUCCAUCACCAACAACGUCCCCGCAACCAAAGGUGGCUCGAGGUUCCGUUAUCGCAUCGGCGCCGUCUGUGCCAGAGAGGCCAUGGUCUCGGCCACGUCAUUCAUAUGGCUCACCUUCGGCCAAGCCAAUAUCCCCAAGGACAGAAAGCCCGUCAGCCACGUCAGACUGUCCAUCGACGCGAUGGACGGCGGCGGCAUCUCGUCCUACACCCCGGGUGUGAUCCACAUCAGCGCCACCUACCUCGGGGACUACGAGGGUGACGUGGCGAGGGAGAUGGUUGGGCUGAUAUACCACGAGAUGACGCACGUGUGGCAGUGGGACGGGAACGGGCAGGCUCCACCAGGCCUGGUGAGUGGGAUCGCCGACUUCAUGAGGCUGAAGUCUGGCCACGGGCCGGGUAACUGGGCCGGCCCCGGAAAGGGUGACAGGUGGGACCAAGGGUAUGAAGUAACGGCGAGGUUCUUGGAUUACUGUGAAGGCCUAAUGGAAGGGUUUGUGGGGGAGCUGAAUCGGAGGAUGAGGUUCGAGUAUAACCCGAACUUCUUUAAGCACUUGCUUGGGAAGAGCAUUGACGAGCUUUGGGCCGAGUACAAGAACAAGUUCAAGCUUAAUUAGUGGGAAUCUAAAUCGUUAUACAUCACAUCGUAUAAUGAUAUAGUUUUAUCAAUUUAGCAUUUUGAGCUAAUUGAGGUAUUUUGAGGGUUGUUAAAGUUUCAAGUUUGAGUUAUCUGUUAUUCAUGAAACGGAUCCAUGAAUCAAUGUUUGAUACUACA